CUGACGUGGCGCUGCCGCUGCCCUGCGCCUGCGCGCGCGUUGGUUCCGGCGCGGGCAGGAUGGUGCUGCUGGAGAGCGAGCAGUUCCUGACGGAGCUUACCAGGCUGUUCCAAAAGUGUAGAACUUCCGGGAGUGUUUUCAUAACGCUGAAGAAAUAUGAUGGCCGAACAAAACCAGUCCCACGCAAAGGCCACGUAGAAAGUUUCGAACCAGCAGACAAUAAGUGUCUUCUAAGGGCAACUGAUGGAAAGAAGAAAAUUAGCACAGUGGUGAGCUCAAAGGAAGUAAAUAAAUUCCAGAUGGCAUAUUCAAAUCUGCUGAGGGCUAACAUGGAUGGCUUGAAGAAAAAAGACAAGAAAAGCAAAACCAAGAAAAGUAAAGCAACACAGUGAUGGAACAGUGUCCUACCAUCACCAUAACAGACUUGACCCUCACUCAAAGCAAAGUCCAUUUCUUUUUGAGUUACCACUUGUCUUUGGCUUUCCUUCCAGCAGGAUACUGGGAUAUGAUCAGUACUUUUGUUUAAACUGAUAGCAGAGGUGCUUUCUUUGGAUUGUUGUGUGGCAGGAGUAUGUACAGUGUUAUACUAAAAUAGUUUUAGACUCAGAAGUUUUGUACUUAUACUGCUGCUGUUUGUAAAAGCUGUUUGGGGGGUAACACAGGGUGAAGAGAAAUGCACCAUACCAGAAACAAAAUAAGACUGGAGGAGGAGCCCCAGUGACAGAUGCCUAGUUUUAUACAUGAGCCUCAGUAAUAACAGGGAAAGCAGGUGCCAACAUAUUUUCAGGAACAGCUGCUUUCCUGUUUGUGUGUCUUAAUCUGAGGGACAUGUCUACAUGAUGUAGUGUGGAUAUCCUUAAGGCAGCCAGCACAGUGCUUGAGCUCUUGUAGAGCCAGGCAGCUGUGCCUUCACUCCAUGCUGAUCCAGCUGUGCUGUCCCUGGGUGGGGGGGAGGGUAGGACUUUGCAUCAUGUUCCCUUCAGACAUGGCUUAAAAAUGCUCAUGUCAUCUAAACUUUUAUUUUUUUUAAACUUCAUCCUUCAAUAUAUUUGGGGAUCUGAAUUUUCCUUCCUUCAUAUGAGCAGAUGUAAAAAUACUUAAUUGUUCCUAUUAAACAUAAUGAAAAAUGGAUUUGCUUGUAA
This is a messenger RNA of Chiroxiphia lanceolata (lance-tailed manakin), 1142 nucleotides long. It is a transcript of the gene SRP14, whose product is annotated as signal recognition particle 14. Gene Ontology annotation, biological process: SRP-dependent cotranslational protein targeting to membrane. The coding region runs from base 60 to 392 and encodes 110 amino acids. Gene Ontology annotation, molecular function: endoplasmic reticulum signal sequence receptor activity; 7S RNA binding. The transcript has 5 exons. The record is from RefSeq and is a predicted model, not a curated record. Gene Ontology annotation, cellular component: signal recognition particle, endoplasmic reticulum targeting. NCBI's taxonomy places the organism in Eukaryota, Metazoa, Chordata, Aves, Passeriformes, Pipridae.